AUGGAUUCCCCCCCCCCAACAGUUGGAGAAGCCCGCAGUGCCUCCAGCAAGCAGCAAAACGAGACUGGCAUUGAUGAGGCGUCCAACCCCCAGUCAACUCCCAGCGCUAUCCCACCUGCGGAAGAGGGAGCACGGCUGGUAGCAGCUGCAGAGCGCCUGACAAAUACCAGCAGCGUCGACCACCGAAUUAGUCGCUCGCCCGUUAUACAGGAACCGCAGACGGACAGCACCACCGAGUAA
Messenger RNA from Penicillium antarcticum, 240 nucleotides. RefSeq lists its product as uncharacterized. The record is from RefSeq and is a predicted model, not a curated record. NCBI's taxonomy places the organism in Eukaryota, Fungi, Ascomycota, Eurotiomycetes, Eurotiales, Aspergillaceae. The transcript is spliced from 3 exons. The coding region runs from base 1 to 240 and encodes 79 amino acids.